ACCGAGCACAACGAGUGCAUCUGCCACAUCUGCCUGGUGGAGCACAAGACCUGCUCGCCUACGCCCCUGAGCCAAGCCAGUGCCGAGCUGGAGAACAAGCUGAGGCAUAAACUGAGUAUCAUGUACUGUCAGAUCAAUGGCGCAUCGAGAGCACUGGAGGACGUGAGAGCCAGGCAGCAGGAUGUGCGGGAGGCUGCGCACAGAAAGCUGGACCAGCUUAAACAAGAACACUUGGAAAUGAAGGCUCUCGUUGAUGCCGCUGAGGCCAGCUCAACGCGAAAGAUAAAGGAAGAGGAGAAGAGGGUCACCAGCAAGUUCGACCACAUUUACCAGGUCCUCCUCAAGAAGAAGAGUGAGAUCCAGACCUUCAAGGAGGAGAUUGAACUGGCCCUGAGCAAAGGGGACGAGUUUGAAUUUCUGGAGAAAGCAGCAAAACUGCACGGAAUUGCAACGAAGCCAGUCUAUGUCCCCAAGGUGGAGCUGAAUCACGAGUUGAUAAAGGGUAUCUGUCAGGGCACCACUGACCUUAAAAAUGAGCUGAAGCAGUCCAUCACUCACCUCCAGAACAAGAAGCCUGAGGAGCCCACCGUCCCAGGGGACCCUGGAGCGCACAGCCUGCUGGCCGCACAGAAACCCACACGGCCUGGGAAGAAGCUCCAGAAAGAAGAAAAGAAACCCAAGAAACCUCCCAUUGCCCCGCCUGGCAAGAAUCUCUGUUUCGGAGCCCCAGAACAGUUAGUGGAAGUCAAGCAAACUGACCAGGAGGCUGCAGCCAAAGCCGUCACCCUUCCGCCGACCUCAGAGACUCUCAAGGCCAAGGUGCUGGAGACCUUCCUGGUCAAGUCCAGGCCCGAGCUCCUACAGUAUGCUGUUAAAGUCAUCCUGGACUACAACACCGCCCACAACAAGGUGGCUCUGUCCAAGACCUACACCGUCGCUUCUGUGGCUGACACAUCCCAGAACUACCGGCCACAUCCUCAGAGGUUCACAUACUGCCCUCAGGUGUUGGGCCUCCACUGCUACAAGAAAGGGAUCCACUACUGGGAGGUAGAGCUGCAGAAGAACAACUUCUGCGGGGUGGGCAUCUGCUACGGCAGCAUGGACCGGCAGGGCCCGGAGAGCCGGCUUGGCCGCAACAGCGCCUCCUGGUGCGUGGAGUGGUUCAACACCAAGAUCUCUUCCUGGCACAACAACGUGGAGAAGACCCUUCCCACCACCAAGGCCACGCGGGUUGGGGUGCUUCUCAACUGCGAUCAUGGCUUCGUCAUCUUCUUCGCCGUGGCCACCGACAAGGUCCACUUGUUGUAUAAGUUCAAGGAAGACUUUACUGAAGCUCUGUACCCGGCCUUCUGGGUGUUCUCCACAGGCGCCACGAUCUCCAUCUGCUCCUCCAAGUAGGCGGGGCACCGGCCCUCGGCCGACUGUCUGCGCGGUGCCCGAGGCUCCGGUGAAAACGCAGCAGGUGGGACUCUCGGGGAGCUACCCCGAGAGGCCCCAGGGUUGAAAGGACGGGAGGGGGGCUGGUGGAGGGUGAGAGGAUGGGGAGAUGGGGUAAGGGGAGGGGUUUGGCCAGGGAAGGGGGUGGGGUGGUUGUGUUGUGGGCAGGAUGACCUCCUGCCCCUGUUUUGGGAUCUCCAGGCUGCUGGGCAGCUGCGUGGGGCUUGGGGGAGUAGUCAUUAGUGCCCCUUUCCUCUUGGAGGAGAUCUCUGGCCACUGUGGGUUCCUCCUUAGCCCUCUGGUGUCUGCCUCUUUGCUCUCUGGAGUAACCUUCAAAUCUUGGUGUCUUGAUGACAGGGCUGUUCAACUCUGUAGAUUUUUGUAGCAUUCCAAAGGCAUUGAAUUUUAAUAUCACCCUCCACUACCUACAUGUGGCGGUUGGGGUAAGUGCUCAGACUUUUGGUUAGUUUCUUUCUUCUUUUUCUUUCUUUCUUCUUUCCUUUUUUUCCUUCUUUCUCUCCUCCCUCCCUCCCUUCCUUCCCUGUGCUCAAGGGAAGCUCCCCACAGCAGGUCUCCACCCAAACCAGAGUUUCCCAAGGAAGUAUGUCCUUCUCCUCACUGGAAAACAGCCCUGCUUCCCUUCCCGUCCUGCAGCCCCUCGUCACCCCAUCCAUGAUCUUAAACUGUUUAAUCCAACAGGAACCUUUUCAAUCUAAGAUUUCAAACCGUGAUCUGAAUCCACCUGUGUUGAAUGUGUGGUUCAGGGUCAAGGUGACCUAGAUCCCAUGUGGCUAGAAACCCCUCCCCCUCCCAACUAUUCUGAAAGGCAUCUCAGUGGGGACGUCUUGGCGGCAGCCACGGAGCCUUCUUCCCAUAGCCCAGGCUUUGGGGGAAGGGGCUCCACUGGGCAAGAGGGACCCUGACCUGCGUUCACAGGUGGUGGUUCGGCUCUUAUUGGAGCAUCUUGCCUUCUUACUUUUUCUCUCCUCAGUGAUAGCCUCCUCUUCCCAGGACUGUGAGGCACGGGACUGGCUGGUACAGAUACCGCUCUGGCCAGCACAGCUGAGUGAUCAGCUAAGCCUGUUGUCACGCAGACAGCGCAUGUGUGGCUACCUCAGGGACCAUAUUAGGUCACCUGCUGGCGUGACUACCUAUGGCCAAAAGGGCCUGCUAGCAGAUCCGUGGGAAAUGGCAACAUUCCUGUCCAUUCUCGGCCACGGGCUGCAGACCCAGCGCUGGUCCUUACUUGAGUCACAGGCCUGCCACUGGCCCUAGCCUCUCAGGCUCUUAUCCUUGUUUGAGCCAAUUCCAGACAUAGGGAUUGACCAGGUGAAGGGUUGGGAAGACUUAAGGACCAGGGAGGGAACAAGCUGCCAGGCUGAAGCACAAGGGGCUAUUUUUCCUGCAAUGUUCCGUGCAGUGAAAAUAACCCCAGUCCACUAAGGGAGGGGGUGAGUGGAUUGCUGGAAUUUCCUGAGCUCCUCAUAUCCUGAUAUUGUCAGGACAUAAGUUCUUAUCUCAAAAGUGGGAGAAACUUAACCUCUCGUGGUGAGGUAAGUCCUGCUCUGGGCUUUCCUAAGAGGAGAGCUGAGGCCAGGCUCCUUGUGGUAUGAAAAGGAGGGUAUCACUGGGGCAGGGGGCACCCCAGACCUUUUCAUAUGGAUGCUGGAGAAGUUAACACAUCUCUUGUACUGGACCCCCAGGGCACUCUAGUCAGGCCCAGGGCACUUGAUAGUCCUGACAGAUGUGUUGGUCUGCGUCACCUCCCGACACAUUCACCUCCUGGGGAGAGAAACCAUCUUUUUAUGGAAGACCUCCCUGCAAUAGCUGAAAUGUGGUUUUUAAAAGUUUUCUUCCUUUGCUUCUGGGAAGGAAAGUUCUUUGUCGAUUCUUCUCUGCUUUGGGAGAUGGUCAAAAGCAUCUUCAGUGAGUUCCUAAAACGAAAGCCUUGUUUGAAGCCAAUUCAUACUUGGGAAACAGCUGGAUGGAGAAGAGAAUGACAGAGAUUAAACCACGGGUCCUGCCCUGGCUCUUCUGCAGAGUUGAGGGCAGCAGAGCUGGCUCUUCCCUGGCGAGCGGCUCAGGAAGCAUGAGUGCUUCUGUUGAGGAGCAAGCAGGUACCCAAGCCGAGCCCCUCGCAGGUGCUUUGGAGAUGUGAAUUGAGGGGCAAACCCUCAUGUCUCUGACCAUGAGACUUAACGUCUCCUCCCUCGCCUUGCUGGGCCGCUGUGCGCCACUAGAAUUGGAGGAGAUUUCAUAUUCAUCUGACUCCCUGUUUUGCAGGGUCAGUCAGAGGGGAGGUAUUGGGUGACUCCGCGCUUGCCAUCCCAUCGUGAAGGAGGUGCCUCCUAGAUGCUCCCUGGUACCCGGGGGAGGGUCAGAACGCCCCAGAUACACAGACGAAAAAAUACUCCUCUCCCAACCCAGGUAUCAGGGGCUGUCUCAGUCACCCUGCCACGAUAGACCAAAGGUCAGGGUCAGAUUUUUGUUACUAUUCAAGGUUGGUUGAUUGGUUCCCCACUUUUCCUUCCUCGGAAAUGGGUCUGUGAUCUAUAACUAAUACUGAUAUGCUCUCUCUUACCUAAUUCUGCCCCACCCCGUAUUGAUUUUAAUUAACUAGGAGUAUUUGAGUUUAUAUAUUCUUGAGCUUACAUUUUUUAGAGUUGAUUCUUUAGGAGACAAUCAGAGCUGUAGACAUGGAUCUUUUGAGACCCAGGAGAAAAACUAGGGCCAAAGCUUGCUGACAAACCUUAGAAGCUUUGAAUGCAGUGCAGCUGCACUUGGUUUUAUUUCACACACGUGCAUGCAGUGUGGGUAGAAGUGUUACUUAUCUGUCAUGCUGGAGUCAGGUGCCCCCAACCAGCUGUCCUGGGGUUGAGAUUUCAGCAGAACUAUAGCCCACUGGAGACCUGCCCCGGGUGUGGCAACCCCUCCGGAAGCUUUAUAAAGAAUUCUCAGACUGAUAGGAUGUCCUACAGGGGCUUUGCUUCAGGAUAAUCUGAGGAUGGGGGACGUAAACAAACAUAGACGGAUAAUCAGGGAAACAGUGAUGGAGAUGCGAGGAUUCCUUACAUUAUUCUUUCUUCUGUUGCCUGUGUUCGAAAACGUCUAUAAUGAAAAGUUUGAGAAGAUGAAUCCAAAGCCAACCAGCCAUGGGCCCUGUUUGUGGAUUUUAUCCUUCUUUGAAGAGAGGCAAGAAUUGGAGGAGAUGUGGACUUGAGGUGAUUGUGUGAGCAUUCUGAGUGGAGGUUGUCUCUGCUUUCUGAUGGAGAGAUUCUAAGUCCUUGGCCUUGCCCUCGGUAAUAGUGUGAAGGAAAAGCCGGGCUGAGCCUAACUCGUAAAUCUAAGUUUAAUAAGUGUUGGAUUACUGAUCUGAGUUCUGCUGGGCCUAACUCAUAAAUCUAAAUUAACAAGUGUCGGUUUGCUGAUUCCCUGCUCAUGUUUUUUUUCGCUAGCCAGCUGGAUUUUCAGAGAGACUUAUCUGGCCUUGGAAUUUUGGUUUGCUGCCUCUCUGCCUCUGCUUUUGUGAUAAUGAUGCUGCUGUUCCUACUGGCUGCAUACCCCAAGCUUGUAAUUAACCCUAUAAAACCUCACGCACAGGUUUUGGAGGUGGUCAGAGCUUCGGAGCAGAAGCCCCUCAGAGCUGCCGGCGUAAUAAAUCUGAGUACUAAAUCUGAGUACUCCAACCCUCUGAGUGGUGCUAGUUGCUUGGCUGGCCUGUUGUUUCCGUAACAAUAGGAGUGUCCUUGUUAUUCAAAAGCCCCUUGGAUCCCACCUGAAUUUAUGCUAAGAGUGCCGGUAAAGAAAGGGAUGGUAAUACAAUAAGAAAGGCUAGUUGAAGGGGGAUAAUUUGGGUGAAAAUGCCUCAUGACUGAUGAGGUGACAGAGCAGGACCCUGUGGGGCCUUCCUGGGACAGGACACUGCCCCCCACCCCCACCAUCCUCUGCUGUGACUCCUCUCUGAAGUACCCACAUCAUAGCACCUCAUGAAUAUUUCCUGAGUUUUUCAGAUGCUAAAAACCAUAACCAAAGGGAAGAAAUUAACUACUUGAUGAUCAUGAGCACAUGGCCCCCAGACCUGGAGCCUAGGGGUUGGUAGUGUUGACUGACCCUGAUAGGGCAACGUCAGCCAGAGAAUUGCGCACAGCUGAUCACGCGCCCUGCGACCCCCCACUUCCCCCUUACCCGGCCUUCAAACAUGCUUUGCUGAAACCCUUUGGGGGAUUCGGAGAUUUUGGGGGCAUGAGCCACCCCGUCCUCCGUGCUCGGCCCUGCAAUAAACCUUUCUCUGCCCCAAACUCAAUGUUUCAAUUUCUUCUGCCUCACGGUGCUGCGGGCACACGAACUUGCCUUUGGUAACAAUGAUUGUCCCUGCCUUUCUUUUGUGAUGGGAUUUUCUGUGCUGAAGUUAUUUCCUCUCAGAAGUUCAGACACUAGAGUUUUUUGUUUUUUGUUUUUUUUUUAAAUGUUUCCCUGUAUGUUCCUGAAGUUUCUUGAUUGAAAACAUGGAGGUGGGAGCACAUCUCCUCCCAGAUGGGUUUUGAAAUUCCUGUUGGAACUGUGUCCAGCUUUCGGUUUCAUUGAGUUUUCUCUAUUGAUGUCCUGUUUUCAAUUUCACUGAUUUCUGCUCUAAUUUUUAUUGUAUCUUUUCUUCUGUUUACUUUGGAUUUAAUUUGCCUUCUUUUACUAGUUUCCUGACAUGGGAACUUGUAUUAUUGGUUUCAGAAUUUUCGCUUUUCUCAUAUAUGCAUUCAGUGCUAUAAAUUUCUCUGUAACUGUGAAGGAAAAGCCGGGCUGGGUUAACAAGCUAACUCACAAAUCUAAGUGUAACAAGUGUCGGAAUACUGAU
Molecule: messenger RNA, 6286 nt
Organism: Vicugna pacos (alpaca)
Lineage: Eukaryota; Metazoa; Chordata; Mammalia; Artiodactyla; Camelidae
Gene: TRIM25
Product: tripartite motif containing 25
Molecular function (GO): protein binding
Source: RefSeq, a predicted model, not a curated record